Messenger RNA from Musa acuminata AAA Group (dessert banana), 568 nucleotides. RefSeq names its product heavy metal-associated isoprenylated plant protein 2. The transcript is spliced from 3 exons. The record is from RefSeq and is a predicted model, not a curated record. Gene Ontology annotation, molecular function: metal ion binding. Bases 113 to 448 code for a protein of 111 amino acids. NCBI's taxonomy places the organism in Eukaryota, Viridiplantae, Streptophyta, Magnoliopsida, Zingiberales, Musaceae.
UGGGUACCGGCUCAACCAAGCGGAAGAGUCUUCUGUCUCAGCACUAUAUAGGUCUCAACUUGGGUGGCAGGAGUUCGCGUGUCCCGAGUCUUAAGAUACAGUGUCGUCGACCAUGAAGAAGAUCGUGUUGAAGGUGAGCAUCUUGUGCAGCAAGUGCAAGGUCUGCAUCUUGACCACCAUCUCCAAAUUCGAAGGGAUUGUUUCGAUUGCAGUUGACGUGGAGAAGAGCACGGUGACGAUCGUGGGGGUCGUCGAUGCGGUGCUCAUCGUGAAAGCCCUGAGGAAGGCCAAGAAGCCGGCGGAGAUCGUGAGCGUGGGAGAGCCCGACAAGAAGAAGGAAGAGAAGAAGGACGAUAAGGAGGACCCCUGCAAGUUGCCCCCCUGUUGCAACGCUUGCAGGCCUGUGAUGAUAUGGCAGGACGAACCAAACAUAUGCACCAUUUGCUGAUGUAUGCACGCAUAUACGCUGCUCUCUCUCUCUCUCUCUCUCUCUCUCUCUCUCUCUCUCUCUCUCUCUCUCUCUCUCUCGCUCUCUUCUAGGGUUUAUAAUAUGCUCAAAAUUCCACCA